GUGUGAUAGUGUGUGUGUGUGUGUGCUCUGUUUCUCUUUCUGCCUGUGUCUCACGCGCUCGGGAUUUGCGAUGGAUGUUCUACCCAUGUGCAGCAUUUUCCAGGAGCUGCAGAUAGUCCAUGACACCGGCUAUUUCUCAGCGUUACCGUCGCUGGAAGAAUACUGGCAACAGACAUGUCUGGAGCUGGAGCGCUACCUGCAGAGCGAGCCGUACGUCUCGGCAGCCGAGCUCAAGUUCGACCCUCAGGAGGACCUGUGGAGCAAACUGAUCUUGGCUUGCGGUGACGGUGACAAGAGUGAAAUGGACUCGAACUCGAACGCUGAUCUCGCUCACGUCAAAGAGGAGGACGCUCAGGACGGCCCGAUGUCGGAAACGCGUAGCGUGAACUCGGACGCCAGCAGCGAGGUGUCGGAUAGCUCCGAGGAGCUCUCGCCGACGCACAUCUUCAGCUCGAACCCUCUCGGCCCGGGACACUUGGCCUCGUCCAUCAUCGCCACGCCGCCGUCAUCUCCGGAGGCGCUGCAGGAACCUGCCAUCCCUCAGCUCUGGGGAUCCAUACACACUGAUCUACACGUAGCCGGUAAGGCCAGGCACAGUGGAACGGCCAAGGGCUCGGAUAAGCUGGCAUUGCCCGGAGGUGACGCGUCUCCGGAUGGCAGGAGGAGGGUGCACAGGUGCCAUUUCAACGGCUGCCGCAAAGUUUACACGAAGAGUUCACACUUAAAAGCACAUCAGCGGACUCACACGGGUGAGAAGCCGUACAGGUGUUCGUGGGAAGGCUGUGAGUGGCGCUUUGCACGCAGUGAUGAGCUAACCCGGCACUUCAGGAAGCACACGGGUGCAAAGCCAUUUAAAUGCAGUCACUGUGACAGGUGUUUCUCCAGGUCAGACCACCUGGCCCUGCACAUGAAGAGGCACCUCUGAGCAGGUCGUGGCAAGUGCGGAUUUGCUCUCGUUGUAUCGUGACCAGCCUCCUGGUUGCCCUGCCCUCGUCGGGGGGGAGGAGUGUGUGUCCAGCCAAAGCAUGCCAUUUUGCACCGUACCCUGUGCCUCCGGGAAUCUCGGGGAGAAAGGCCUACUGAGCGGUUGUGGGGAAAAAAAAUGCACAAAAAAAAAAACAACAAAAAACAAAAUAAUAAAAAAAGACAAAAAGAAAACGGAGAGGGAUGAAAUCACGUGCGAAGUCGAAGAAAAGUGAAGAAUGAAGGACUUUAGGACAAAAUGACAAAAAAAAAAA
This is a messenger RNA of Ictalurus punctatus (channel catfish), 1238 nucleotides long. RefSeq names its product Kruppel-like factor 6a (gene klf6a). The record is from RefSeq and is marked provisional. Gene Ontology annotation, molecular function: DNA-binding transcription factor activity, RNA polymerase II-specific; RNA polymerase II cis-regulatory region sequence-specific DNA binding. Gene Ontology annotation, biological process: regulation of transcription by RNA polymerase II. NCBI's taxonomy places the organism in Eukaryota, Metazoa, Chordata, Actinopteri, Siluriformes, Ictaluridae.